Molecule: messenger RNA, 956 nt
Organism: Nicotiana attenuata
Lineage: Eukaryota; Viridiplantae; Streptophyta; Magnoliopsida; Solanales; Solanaceae
Exons: 2
Coding region: 336-677 (113 amino acids)
Source: RefSeq, a predicted model, not a curated record
UUGUCAUUUGAGGUCAUCAAACAGAGUCAAUGCCUCAAAAUUUUGCUGAUGGCAUUGGACAAAAUUAAAGAAAAGAAACAACAAAAGGAACAAAGAGUUGUUGAAAGAUUCAUAAUUUCAUUUCCAUUGAAUACCUCCUUCUUCCUUCCCUCCAAACUUUUCCUUCAAAUGAAUAUUUUCUGCCCCUUGAAUUUUUCCCAUAACCUCAUCUUUAAGUCCAGAAAAUGUUUUCUCUUGUAGUUAUCCAAGAAAAUUUUCUUUGAGGUUUUGCCCCCAAAAAAUAUUCAGAAAAGAAAUUUUGAAAGAGAUUUGGAAAUAUCAAAAGGGAGAAAUCAAUGGAGAAUUCGUUGGGAACUGGAGUUGUGGCUGUUUUUGCAGUCUCAGGAAGUGUUGUUCUGCUUGCCUUGAAAGUCCAUAAGCACCUUCUUUCUGAUUUUAUGAAGAAGAUAGAGCUUGAAAUACGACUGGAGAAAGACCAACAAAAGAAGAAGGUGAAGUUCUCGAACGAAGUUGUGAAGUUAGGCGCUUUAAAAAAAAGUGAAGAUGUUGAUAAUAAUCCAAAGAGGAGGUUUCGUCAAGAAAUAUCAGAUAGAGAGAGCAUGGAAUCCAUGCCCUUGAAUCGGCAAGCACUUUACAAAGGGAUCCUCCAAUAUAAAGCCCUCAAAGGCUACACCUAAAUUCAAUUUCCCCUUUGGAGUAGUUCUCUCUUUCCUCUUCCUUCGUGGUGGCGACUUUUUACUUUAUUAUUCAAAACUAGUAUGCAUACCCGCGCAAUGCGCGGAUAAUUGAUAAAUAUAAUCAUGAAUAUACAGGUUUAUUAGAUAAUUUUAUGAUUUAGCAUAUUGUAAAAUAUAUUGUGAAGCUUACAUGAGAAAAUGCUAACUUAGCAUCUCAAAUGGUUAAAUUAGUUAAUACUAAUAAAAAUAUCAAUAUAUAAUCUUCAUUCAUUGUCUAAA